CGAUACUUCAGCUGCGCUUGAUACCGAACCUCCAUCAUCGAUAUACCAACACGCAACGUGUAGUCUCUCGCCUCCGCCUGCAUAACCCCUCCACAUUAUGGACCCAUCGUCUCGCCUUCCAUUAGAGCUCCUUCAGAAAAUCUUUCGGCACUACCUAUCUGAUCGCAAGAUCCCUGUUCAAUCCUUUGAUCCUUCGGAUGGUGUUUGGAUUAUCGGGCAGGUUAAUAGCACUUGGAGGUGUGCAACCCUCUCGGAUGCAUCUCUCUGGUCGACUAUCAAUGCUGCAUUCACAUACCCUUCUGACUCUACUAUCAAUUCAUCCCAUAGCGAUCUAAACAACAUAAUCCUCAGCAAUGGUAUCAUUGAAUGCCUUGCCUGUGUUCUGUCUCGCUCCAGAGACAUUCCACUUUCCCUGUCUCUCCAUUUCCCCAUUCGGAGCCCGGAAAAUGCGGUGCCCUUGAUAUCGAGAACAUUCUUCUCACUUCUUAUGGAAGCAUCCAACCGAUUCCAAUCCUUAGACCUCGUGGCGCCCACUCCAAUCUGGGAAGACUUUGCUAGAAUCCCGCCCGACCUCAUCUGUUGCUGCCCGAUUCUCAUUGAUCUUUCUAUCAGAUUAGAUCAUCGCACGAUUCAGACCCAUGAUGAUACUCACGUCAUUGAAAAUUCUGUUCAGAUGCCGCAGCUGCGUCGUCUGGCGGUACACGUUCCCUCCUUCCUCGAUCACAUGACUGCACGAAACCUGAAGUCCUUGACAGUGAAGGGCAAAUCUAUCAUGGGACCCCUUGCUGACUUCCUCGAUCGGUCUAAAUGUGCCUUGACAGAUUUUGACGUAUCUUGGCAUGGCACGGUCGAUGAACUCUUCAUCAUCCUCUCUAGUAUGCCAACCCUCGAGUCGCUAACAUGCCGCCGCCGCGACCUUAAUAUGUCAUUUUAUGAGAGGAUGAAGUUACCAUCCACGAUAUUACCCAGGCUACGCUCAUUUUCCCUCCGGAUCAAUGAUUCCUCGACCCGUCUGCUAAAUUUGCUUUACAUGCACCACAGAGUCACCGUAGAUGCCGUUCCCAUUAUUGACAUGGUCGAGUCUAGGUUGGCAGGUGGUGUGUUGGAGAACGUCGACAUCAGCUAUAUGAUGGUGAACGUUCUAAGUGAAGAUUCGCAGAGGAGACUGUCAAACCUUAAUGCGCUACCCCACAUCAACGUUGAGAUCGAGCCAUUCUCCGUUGGUCUCUUACAGUCACGUAUUAAUCGGCGAUUGCACAGUUGAGGGGUUGAAUUUUCGACAGGAGGUUUCUUGCCGCGAUGUGUCUCUCUAUCCGUAUUAUUUCUCGUAGAGCAUAUGAAUGAACUCAAAUAAUUGUAGAAUCGCCUUUGGAAGAGGUUCAAUGUUAGGUCUGCUAUGUUAAGAAGAUACAGUAUUCAUACCAUUUGGAACUCUCAAGGGAAUUCAGGAAGGUUAACUGUCACACCAGAUUUCAUUGCAGGCGAGUGUUCACAAUGAAGGAG
Molecule: messenger RNA, 1503 nt
Organism: Desarmillaria tabescens
Lineage: Eukaryota; Fungi; Basidiomycota; Agaricomycetes; Agaricales; Physalacriaceae
Exons: 4
Coding region: 98-1264 (388 amino acids)
Source: RefSeq, a predicted model, not a curated record